Messenger RNA from Oncorhynchus gorbuscha (pink salmon), 963 nucleotides. RefSeq names its product homeobox protein GBX-1-like. Gene Ontology annotation, biological process: regulation of transcription by RNA polymerase II; regulation of nervous system development. Gene Ontology annotation, molecular function: RNA polymerase II transcription regulatory region sequence-specific DNA binding; DNA-binding transcription factor activity, RNA polymerase II-specific. The transcript has 2 exons. Lineage: Eukaryota; Metazoa; Chordata; Actinopteri; Salmoniformes; Salmonidae. The record is from RefSeq and is a predicted model, not a curated record. The coding region runs from base 1 to 963 and encodes 320 amino acids. Gene Ontology annotation, cellular component: nucleus.
AUGCAGAGACCGGGCGGCCAAGGGACGGCGUUUUCGAUCGACUCCUUGAUAGGAACUCCGCAGCCUCGGCCGGGACACCUGCUCUACACUGGCUACCCGAUGUUUAUGCCGUACAGACCCUUGAUGAUUCCUCAAUCUUUAUCUCAUUCACAUUUACCGUCUGGCAUACCUCCUUUGGCGCCGUUGGCAUCUUUCGCCGGACGUCUUACCAACACAUUCUGUGCGAGUUUGGGACAGGGGAUGCCGUCCAUGGUGGCUCUCACCACAACACUGCCGAGUUUCUCGGAUCCGCCGGAUAGUUUCUAUCCCCCCCAAGAGCUCCCCGGACCUCGGUUAAGUGCCGACCCUGGAACGAGGAGAAUAGAGAGCCCCCACUCAGAUGAUCUGCAUGGAAGAGACAAGGGAUCGGACUUACUCAACUUCUCGGAAACUUUUCAAACUAUGCCAGGUGAGACUAAAUUGUACAGCUCUGACGAUGAGAAGUUUGACUUGAAAUCAGCAGACGCAGUUUGCAGUGACCGAGAUGACAGCUCUGCCGUCGACAGUGAGAACGAAAGCUUCUCCGAUGGGAACAACUGUGGUUCUUUAUCCCAAAAGAGUAAACUAAAACCCGGGUCACAGGAAGCAUUACCACCAGGAAGCUCAGCAGGAAAGAGCAGAAGAAGGCGGACAGCUUUUACAAGCGAGCAGCUACUUGAACUUGAGAAGGAAUUUCAUUGUAAAAAGUACCUUUCGCUCACCGAACGCUCUCAAAUAGCACACGCCCUUAAAUUGAGCGAGGUGCAGGUCAAAAUUUGGUUCCAGAAUCGUAGGGCCAAAUGGAAAAGAAUCAAAGCGGGAAACGUCAAUAACAGGUCGGGAGAGCCUGUGAGAAACCCCAAAAUUGUGGUCCCCAUUCCAGUGCACGUCAACAGGUUUGCGGUGAGGAGUCAACACCAACAGAUAGAGCAAACAAGGCCUUGA